GCGUCUUUGCAAGAUUAUGCGAAACCAAAACUCUAAAGAUAAUUUAUGUUCAUAAGGCAUUGUACUUCUACAUUUGUAUCAUUCUUUUUUAUUAUGAUGAUUUUAUAAAUUGCUGGAUUUAAGAUUAAGAACAUCAGUACAUAAGAAAUUUUACACUUUGAUAUUUAUGUUUCAUUUAGAGUUAAUAUUUUGUAUUAAAUUUGCCCAAAUCAGCUGUUACUAGAAUGUUUUACCGAGAACUGCAAAUCUCACUUGGACAUUGAUAAAACUUUCAUAUUACAAAUAAUUGUGUUCGCGCUACCAUUUUCUGUAAUUUUUUAUUAAUAUUAUUUUUUAAUAAUUUCAAAUAUAUAUUAAAUAAUAUUAUUGCAUUUUUGAAAUGCUGAGUUAAUAUGUAUUUUAGAAUUUUCUUUUUUUUAAAUAUAUUUUAGGUAAUUCAAUUCCGAUUACGGAGAAUUCCAAUAUUGACCAAUUCAUUCAAUAAUAUGACUGAACAAGUAGAAGUUAAAGGUGAGUACUACUACUAGAUUUUAUUAUUAAAACAUGUAUUAAGUACGAUUCAUUUUUUAGAAAAUUUAAACUCAUUCCCUUAAAGUUAAAUAAAUGUAAAAUAAUAAUUUAACAAUAAGGAAAUUUUAUAAUGGUUCCUACAUCUUAGUAUGUAUUAUCUUUUAUCUUUGUGUUGAUUAUUUUUACCUAAUUACUCGUAUGUUUUUAAUUUUUACUUUACUUUUCUAUCUAUGAAUGUGCAUUAUUAAAUCAAAAUAAAACAUUUAAUUGUAAUAUUAUGUUUAGAAUAUAAAUUGUACCUUUAAUUUUAUUAUUUAAUACUUGCAUUCACUAUAUUCUCAAAUCAGUUAAGUAUUUUAUCCUACACUUUUGUUAUAUUAUAAAUUUACUAUACAUUUUUACUUUUUAUUAUGUUGGUUGUCUUAAUUAUUAUAAUUUCCUUUAAAUUCCAUUAAAUAAUUAAUAUUUAUUAAACAAAUAAAAAAUAAUAUUUCUAUAAUGUAUUUUCUUUAAUUACUAAAAAAAUGUGAAUAUCAAAAAUAUUAUAGAUGAACUUACUAAAUUAUCAAAACAAAGAUGAAUAUAAUUUUUAAAAAAGAUAGUUAUUUCAACUUUUAUAUAAUUAGCGCUGUAAAAUAGUAUUAAAAUGUUUAAUGUAUGAUUUAUAGUACACACAAAAUUCAAAAUAUGAUUCAUCAAAUUUAUUUGUUACAUAUUUUAAACCCCCUCCCCACAAAAAAAAAAAAAUUCUGAAUACGUCAUUGUAUAUGAUAACUAUAGUUAAUCUUCUCAAGUAUAAUAUAAUUAAGUUUAAAAAAUUGUGGUCACGUCAAAAAGAUACAUCGUUAUUUGGGAACAACCCUGAUAUUUAUUCUAUUUAUUAUUUAUUAUCUAUGAUAAGAUAUAGUUAUAACUAAAGUUUUGGCUUGGUUUUUAAUAUAAAUGUUUACAUUUCAGAAAAUCUUCUUGCAAAUGAUCAUGAAACACCAGAAAGACCUAAGCCUUCUACUUCAAUACCAAUAUAUCAAAAUAAGUCUGGUAAAUAUACACGCAUAACUUUACAUACAAAUAUAAAAUAUAUGAGUUUACUAGGUAUAAUAUAAACUUAUUUUUAUCAUUAGUAAUAUCUCUAAUAUUUAAAUAUAAAUUAAAAUUAGUUUUAUAAAAGGAUUAAAAAAUUGUUAUCAUUGUUGCUACUUGGUGCUCAUAAGUCAUAGCUGUGAAUACUGUAAUGUGUAAGUAUUACAGUUAUAUGUUUACAGUUCAAUGUGACUUUUAUAAUAAAUAUUCAAUGUUGAGCCGGUACUUUUUUUUUUGGUAAUUAAAUUACAUUACUAACCUCUUAAAAUUACAACUAAAUUAUUGUUUAUUAUAUUUAUGUAUAAAAUAUAUUAUAUAAUAUAUAUAUCAAGUAAUUAUUAUUAAACAAUCAUAUCUGAAUGAAUUAAUCUUUAGAUGUCGGUGAUUAAAUAAUUGUGAAUGUGUUUUAUAAUAUUUUUUGAAAAAAAAAAAUUUGGCAAAUGAAUUGUAUAAUUUAUGAUAUGUAAUAGUCAAUAUUUUUUUUAUUUUAUAGAUACUGAGAUAAACAGUCCUAUGUUUUUACGUCCAUCGUUAUUGCCAUCUUCAUCAUCAUUUAGUUUUGAGAUAGGUCAAAGAAAACCAGAUACUCCACGACCUACUUCUAAAUCAUUCUGUUUAAACCCAUCUCGAUUAAGCGUAAACACAUCUUUAACCGCUUGUAAGUUUAAUUUAUUUAUUAUUUUUUAAGCUAAGAGUUAGAAAAAAAAAACAUAUGUUGUUGAUUUUAGAGGAAUGUUAUGAUAUAAUAUAUUUAAGGAAUUUUAUUAAAACAGAUACUUUAAGAGGGUGCUAUACUAGCAUUUACUAUUCCAGUCUAACCAUUGGGCAAAACAUAAAAAAAUUAACUUAAAACAUAAAUUGUCGUAUUUAGAUUUUCGAGGAUUGUACAUAGUUUUUCUCUUCUAGAUGAUAAUUUAUAAGAAAAACAAGUUAUGCACAUACCUCAAAAAUAUUAUUCUUUUAAUUUGUUUAAUUGUGUUUAUACUUUAUACUUACAUGUUCAAUCUAAAUACCACAAUAAUUUAUACUUUGAGUAACAUAAUUUUGCUAUGUUGCUUGAUAGUAAAUACAUCUGUCUUUAUUUCUGAUGAUGCCUCAAUAUUUGUAUUUUGACUAUAAGCCUUUGUAUCUAAAUCUAUUUUAUUUUAUACAGCCCAGUCUUCAAAGUGCUCUGAUAAAAAUGAAACUGAAAUUGAAGAUGCAAAAUCCAAGGAAGACUUAUCAUCACCAACAGCUGUAUUUGGGGUUGUAAUAACUAAAAGUCGAACUCAAAAACCUGAUGAAAUUUCAUUAGCUAGUAAUUUUGUAUUUGGUCAAAAUCUUCAUGAACGUGUAGAAUUAAACAAAGAAGCUGAUUCAACUUCUGAAGAUGAUAAAAAGCCCAAUGAUACUCAAGAAACUGAAGUUUCAUCAUCUUCUAAUGUUAUUUCACCUUCAUUUGGAAACCUUAAAAAUGAAGAACCUGAUGAAGUAAUAUAAUUUUUUAAAGUAUUAUUUUAUAUAGUGUAUAAACGCUAAUUGAAAACGCUUAAUAUUCUUGCACAGAGUUAUAAAAUUUGUAAUUUUAGAUUUUGAGUGUAGCGAGCAAUGUAUUGGUUUUAAAAUGAUUAUUUUUUAUUUUUUUUAUCUAUGACCACUUUAUCUACCAGCAAUUUUGCUCUGAUUUUCAAUUAUAGCACUUUUGCUGAAAGGAAAUCUGAUUGGGGUAGUCAUUUUUUAAUUUUCCUAACUGUGGGGAAGGUUAGGUUAAAAUAAAGAUUUAGGUACACCAUUAAAUAAAUAUUAAAAAAAAUAUAUAAUGCCUAUUUUACCAUAUGACAUAUAUUGUUGAUAACACUAUUAACCGAACUCUGCUCAGAAUCUUUUUUUUUGGUUAGCAAUGGUUAAUUGUUGUGUACAGAUAAACAUUAAAUUUUUCCUCUACCUUUCCAACUUUUCACCUACAACAGUGGCUGCACCCACAUACAAAGUAUGUCCGUCUUUUUAUUAUCUUGAUCAUAUACUUAAAUUAUAAUGAGUUUUUGGUCAAUUUUGUAUAAUUUUUAGUACAUGAAAAUUACAUUUUAAAAAUACAAUCACCUGUCUUUUAGACUAAAAAAUAAAAAAUAAAUACACUUUUUCAUGUACUUAGAAUUUUUUUUGUUGAUUAUAUAUGCAUAAUAUGCUCAAUAUAACUUUUUUUUAUUUUAUGACAACUCUUAUUAACUACUACUUAAUUUUUUUUAUACAUUUUAAUGAUCAUAUAACUUAUCUAAAUUCAAAAUUAGUUGAGAUAUGGUUAUUGAAAUUUUAUUAUUUAUUGUUAUUUGAUAUUUUUAGAAAGAAAUGUUUAUUUUAAUAACAGCAAGUGUAAAAUACCAAAUAAAAUAGAAUAUAUGUUCCUAUUAAAAUUUUAGUAAUUACUAUGAUAAUAGUAUGAAAUCAACAUAUCCAACAUAAUAUUGAUUUUUGAAUAAAUUUAAAUUGCCAUAUCUCAGCUAAUUUAGUACUUUUUUGAUAAUGAUUUACCCAUUAUAGUUCUUGAAAAAAAAAAGAAAAAGAACUAGUGCUUAAAAGGGGGGGGGGUUAUCGUUUAACAGAAAAAUAGUCGAAUUGCACUUACAUAAAUCUAAUCAACAGUGAAAAAUUCUAAGUACGAGAAAAUGUGUAUUAUUUAGUAUAACAACUAAAUAAAAAACAAAUUCAAACUACAUAAUGCUGUGCAAAGAUAUUGAGUGUUUUUCAAUUAAUGUGUAUACAAUAUAUAUAUUAUGUCAUUGUAACUGGCUAAAAGCUAAUAAAUAUAUAUUUAUAUAUUCAAGGUAAUUCACUAAGUAUGUGUUCACCCUAUUAUUUUAGUUACAUUUUGCAUGUAUUCAAAUUCUGAUUUUUGGAAUUUUUAAGUGUAUUUAAAUACAAUAUUUUUGUAUAUUUGAAUUUUUCAAUGAGAACAAUUUAGAAUAUAAUUUUUAAAAUAAAUUGUAUGUAAUAAAAAUUCUAUAAAUAGAUAGGGUAUUGGUUUAAAUACAUUUUGGUGUUUAUAUGUUUGAUUUACCUCAACCAUGUUAAUGAGAUAUUCAACUUUUAAUUUUAGAUUGGGGGAGAGUAAUGAGAGUUUCAUUUAUAAGGCUACACUGUGCGCAGCGUUUUAAUAGUGCUCCAUUACUAUCCUUCUACCUAAUUUUAGGUCUAAUAUCUCAUCAACAGUUUGACGUAAAUCAAAAAUAUUAACAGCGAAAUGUAUUCAAAUUAAUACUCAAUCUAUUAAUGGAAUUUGUAAUAUAGGUCCUCUUUUGAAAAACUUAAGUUGGUAUACUCCUAAGGAUACUUCAUAAAUGUAGUGAAAAAUCUAAAUGUUCAAAAAUAUUCCCUUAAACUAUACUAACAUUUUUAAAAAAUCAGAAUUUCAAUAUAUUAUGCAAAAUUUAACCAAGAAAAUGGAGUGAACAUGCUUAGUGAAUUACCCAGUGUAUACACUAUACAGUGGAACCUCGAUAAGUCGAAAUAAAUACCAUUCCCAUUUCUCAGAAUAAAUAUUAUUGAGUGUGUUCCAAAUAUAGAUGAAUAAUGAUAGAUAAUUUGUAUAGUCAAUUGUGUCUAAUCGACUUGUGUGGUAUGUAUGUGUGGUAUUUAUCCUAAUCUGAUUAAUUGUGUUAAAUGUCGUAUUUUUCAUUUAGUUUAUUACUACUAAAGACCGGAUUUAUAUGUUUUUACAUAUUCUGAGUUUAUGCAGUCUUAUAAGAGUCGGAAAUGUUGAUGAUUCGUUCAGUUCCGAGUUCGUAGGAAAAAUUUUUUUUGGUAUAUUUGAGAAUAUUUCAUGGUUUAUUUUACAUAUUUUGGAAUAUUCUAUAAAUUGUGAGAAAAAAAUAUUAAUUUAUAAUAAUAUUUAUAAUAUUUAUUUAUUUUAUUUAUAAUAUUUUUAAUAAUAUGGUACCUAGAAAAAUAUAUUUUGAACAUUUCCAAUUAUUUUUUUGUUUCAUUUUGAUAAAAAGGUUUAGUGUUCCUAUCUAUUAUAAGUUACCGUUUACUAAACAUGAUGGUGGCUAAUCUGCAAUGCUGACAGUUGUUUUCAUACUGAUAAUAAUAUCAACGUAUAUGUUUAUCAUUAAACAUUAUCAACUAUUCAAAUGUCCAAAUAUUCUAUUUGCACUUUUCCAAUCACGUAUAACGUGAUUUUUAAGUUUUUAAAAAAUAAAUUACUUAUAAUAAUAUGUUAUUAUAUUUUAAUAAAAAUGUAUUACUAAUUUAUUAUUAAAUGUGGUAAAAAAAAAAAUUGCAUAUUAAAGCAUAUAUUGCUUUAUAAUUGAUGUUUGAAAAACUAGUCAGAUUUUUUUUCCUAAAACCUUGAGAACUCGAAAAUGUCUAUAAGACGAAAGCCUUUAAUUUUCGACUUAUCCAGAUUUCGUUGUAUAUUAAAAUAAAAACUAACUGUUUGGCUGACAUAUUAACACACUGUCCAAUUUAAACAAUGGUUCAAAAGUUUUAAAAAUAUAAAAAUCGGUUCUCUGUAACUUUUUUGUUACUUAGGUAGUUUAAAUCUUCACUAUCUAAAUUGUUAUUAUUUGACCAGUAUUGGGCCAUAUCUAUAACAUUCUGAUUGGUUUCUGUGAAGUUCUUCUCACUGCAGGUAAUUGGGUAUUUACAGUAUUUCAAUACGUGGCUCAUUAUUUAUUCUUAUCAUUUAUUCUUCACCAUAUUUCUAAAUUUAAGCCUUGUAUUCUAUGCAUUAUAUGUUGGACAUCAUUCUCCACCUUAUGGAUCAUUACAUUUUCAGUGGACCUGAACACAACUUUCAGUAUAUGUGGUUCCACACCCCAUGCAGAUCCUAUUAGCUUAUACAAUAGCCCUUUUUUAGUAAUAAUUGUCUACUUUAUUUUUAUUCCGUGUUCUUUGCAUAUUAGUGACCUGUCCAGAACUACACUUAGGUAUUUAGGAUUUGUAUUGUUAGCUCUACAACGUUCCAAAUUACAUUGAGUUUUAUGAUUGGCUUCCUUGUUUUUGAGAUGAAAUUUACAUACUUCAGUUUUAAUGAAAUUAGGCUGUACAGAAUUUGGUUUAAAAUAAUCAUUCAUUUUGAAAAGUGGGCUUGAUCAUUUUCUUUUUAUUGUCUCAAAGUCUAUGUCUUAUAUUGCAAUUACCAAGUCAUUUGCGUAUAUAUAUUUUGAUAUUUGUAUCAUUUAAAAUUGGCUGUUUGUUUGUAUACAUAAAUAUAUUGAAGACUGUUGGCGGAAGCACACUUCCUUGCAGAAGACUGUUUUUUGAAUUUCUCCACAGAAUAUUUUUCCCAAAAAAAACCACUAAAAAUAUGUUUCUGAAAAUUCAGAAGAUUUUUACAUGUAAACAGAAGAUUAAGUAAAUGUAAAAUGUGUAAUUUCAUGGAAAUCCAUAUCCUACAAGUUAGCUAAUAAUAAUAGUUUAAAAUAUUACUAAGUUUUGCUGACUUAAGAAUAUAUUCACAUUUUAUCUCCAUCAAUAAUAUAUUUUCCUUUCUUGCAUUGUGUAAAGUAUGUGUUAUGAAAAUUCACAAAUAAGAGCAAGUAUUUUAUUACAAUUAAGUUUUUUUUUUCUUCUUGUAAUUAGAACGGCGGACUUGAUGAGUCUGCGGAAGAGUCGAAAAGAAGAUUAAUGGAAGCUGCUAAAGAAUAUGAAGAAUCACGUGCAACUAAACGAAAAUAUGAAGAAGUUGAUUGUAUGACUGGAGAGGAAAAUGAUGUAAAUGUAUUUCAGUUAAAUACAUGUAAACUGUACAUAUAUGAUAAUGCUAAAUCCAACUGGGUGGAGAAAGGUCGUGGUCAAUUACGUGUAAAUGAUAUGGAUGGUGGAUUAUCAUCAAGAGUAGUAAUGCGAAACAAUGGAAAUUUAAAAGUUAUUUUAAACACUAAGGUAAUGUUUAUAAUUUUUUUUAAUAAUUUUUAUUAUUAAUUUUUUUAUUAUUUGUAGAUUUGGGCUGAAAUGAAAGUAGAAAAAGUAAGUGAAAAAAGUGUAAGACUUACAGCAUUUGAAGAAGAUUCAAUAAAAGUGUUUCUAAUUUUGGGACCCGCAAAAAAUAUAGACGACUUUGUGCAUUUAGUACAAACACGUGUUAAAAAACAUAAGGAAGCAGAUAGGAAAAAAAAACCAACUACUAGUAAUGAUAAAGAAGAUUUAUUGGAAGGUACACUUGUCUAAUUGGCUGUUAUUGAUAUUUUGUUUAAUCAUAAAUAUCAAUAUAAAUUAUAUAUAUAUGAUAGAAAAUAUUUUAUUCCAGUUUUUUUCCACAAAAUAAAUGUUGUUUGUACUUAAUAAUAAUAAUAAUAAUAAUAAUAUAUUUAAUACAAUUCAUGA
This is a messenger RNA of Cinara cedri, 7893 nucleotides long. Lineage: Eukaryota; Metazoa; Arthropoda; Insecta; Hemiptera; Aphididae. The record is from the annotation of a GenBank genome assembly.